This is a messenger RNA of Diabrotica virgifera virgifera (western corn rootworm), 1333 nucleotides long. RefSeq lists its product as uncharacterized. The transcript has 3 exons. Bases 347 to 1297 code for a protein of 316 amino acids. NCBI's taxonomy places the organism in Eukaryota, Metazoa, Arthropoda, Insecta, Coleoptera, Chrysomelidae. The record is from RefSeq and is a predicted model, not a curated record.
GUGGCGUUCAGCGGCGAAAGAGCAUAAAGUGAUCAUGUAGGAUCACAAGUCGCUCCUUCACGCUGAACGACCUUUGCGUUCUGCGCUACAUCGAAUUUACAUCGAAAAUGUAGCGGAGCGGUCGCCAUGUUUUGGAACGCCUUUUGAGUGUAAUACUUCGAGUGUAGCAUAAAAUGACGCAUGCGUAAAAGCAAUUAACGUACUUUUAGCGCCAAUUUUCGUUCCUAUUUUGAGUUUUUGAGGUUAUGUUAUUAUUGUAUUUGUAUUUAUUAUUUUUCAAGAAGUGUUGUGCCCUUCUUUCAUCUUUCAUUUGUGUUUAUUUUUUUUUAAAUCAAACAGCUUGAAAAUGACCAGUCGAUAUUAUUAUUACAAUAAUGAAGAGUACGAAAUAAAAGCCACGGCAGAACAACAUUGUAAGCUUCAAAAUGAUUUACAGUUCUUCUUAAGUUGUGUAGGAGUAGAAGAAAGUGAGGGCGAAGUUCUCGUUGUUGGGGAAGAAGUUGUUGAAGAUGUAAAAGAAAACAUUUCUCAGAAUGAAAAACAAUCAAGUGUGUGGAAUCAGGCAACUGUUAAUCUAUUGAUUAACAGUUACAGAGAAUUGAAAGAGGAGUUUAGAAAUCCUAAAACAAAGAAAAAGGCGUUAUGGUCGCAAAUAAAAACAAACUUUGAAAAAUUAGGAUAUUCUAUGUCGGAGGACUUAUUAGAUAGAAAAUGGAGAAAUUUAAAAAAGCAAUACAAGCUUGCUAAAGAUAACAUUAAAGGAACAGGGAAGGCCAGGAUUACAUGGGAAUAUUAUGAUAUUUUAACCGAAAUAUUUGAAGAUGAUGCCAGCAUAAACUUGCCUCCGGUUGUUGAAAGUGCAAGACCGGAAAAAGCAUCAACCUCAAAUGCAGAGAUUACUAACAGUAUAUGUGCUACAUUCAAGGCACAUGCAUCUACUUCAAAUGCCAGUGCCAGUACCAGUUUGGAUUUUACACCGUUGGAGCUAAUGGAAACAGCUACCAUUGUAGAAGGGAGCCUUAAAAAUUCAAUAGCAGUAUCUACUUCAUCUCUCUCCAAAGUAAGUAAAGCUGAAUCCUUAAAGAGAAAAGGCAACCAGAAAGAAUCUCCAUAUAAUAUGAAAAAGAGGAAGUUGGCUGCAGAAACCAAAAGAACAGAGGUGAUAAAAAUACAUGCAGAAUCCAUAGAGAAGUAUACAGCAGAGUUAAAAAGAGCCAACGACAUGCAGGAGAGAAAGAUACUAGCUAUGGAAAAAACCAAUGAACUUUUGGAAAAAUUAAUUGCAAAUAAAAAGUAAAUAUUGCUUUGUGUAAUAAACGUUUUUUAAUAUUUU